Molecule: messenger RNA, 1472 nt
Organism: Syngnathus typhle (broad-nosed pipefish)
Lineage: Eukaryota; Metazoa; Chordata; Actinopteri; Syngnathiformes; Syngnathidae
Product: inactive pancreatic lipase-related protein 1-like
Exons: 13
Coding region: 31-1443 (470 amino acids)
Biological process (GO): lipid metabolic process
Molecular function (GO): protein binding; triacylglycerol lipase activity
Source: RefSeq, a predicted model, not a curated record
AGAGGGGAGACAGUCUUCUUGCCUGAGCUUAUGAUGUCACCAAUGUGGACUUUGUCUCUCUUGUGCCUCUUUGCCGGUGCAUCUUACGCCGCCGAGGUCUGUUUAGGUGAGCUGGGUUGCUUUAAUGACCAGCCUCCAUGGGGGGGAACCAGCCAAAGACCCGUCUCUGCCCUCCCGUGGCCUGCAGACAGGCUAGGCACCCGCUUCCUUCUCUUCACCCAGAGGAACCGAUACUACCAGGAGAUCAAGACUGACCCAAGCAUCAAGGCGUCAAACUACGCUGGCACCAGAAAGACUCGAUUCAUCAUUCCUGGUUAUCUGCAUAAAGAGGAUGAAGACUGGCCACAAGAGAUGUGCAAGGUUAUGCUGAGGUGGGAGAAUGUCAACUGUAUCGCUGUGGAGUGGAAAAAUGGUGCGAGGGCUUCGUAUUCCCAGGCAGUCAACAACGGCAGGGUGUUGGCUGCACAGGUGGCAUCCAUGAUGACCUUUCUCAUGGGCAACUACAAGCAGACAGCCAGUAUGUUCCAAAUGAUUGGUCAUAGCCUUGGCGCUCAUGUGGCUGGAGAAGUUGGGAGCAAGAUCAGCGGCCUGGAACGCAUCACAGGACUGGACCCGACCGAGCCUUACUUCCGUGACACCAACGCAGCCGUGCGCCUGGACCCCACCGACGCCGCCUUUGUUGACGUCAUUCACACCGACGGCAGUCCUUUCGCCACUAAACUCGGUCUCGGGAUGUCCCAGCCCAUUGGCCACGUGGACUUCUACCCCAACGGAGGAGAGCUGAUGCCCGGCUGCAAAGCAAACAGAGGCACUUUGGCCGACCUGGAUGCUGUCUGGCAAGGUACGAAGAAAUUCCAUGCCUGCAAUCAUGUUCGAGCCUACCAGUACUACCAGGAGAGUAUGGUUAAACCGCAGGGAUUCGUCGCUUACCCUUGCCCCGACGCUGCCACUUUUGCAGCUGGCAAAUGUUUCCCCUGCGCUGCCGACAAAUGUCCAUUGAUGGGCCUGUAUGCGGCUCGCUUCCCCUUGACCGAUAGCACCUCACAGACCAAAUACUUCCUCAACACGGGCAGUUCUGAACCCUUUGGACGCUACAGCUACAAUGUAAAGGUAACGUUGGAUGGUCCCAACUGGUCUAACCCAGGCUUCAUGUAUGUGGCUCUCGCUGAAAAAAGUCUCUGCACAAAGGAAUACCUGCUUCACGUAGGCAUGAUGAAGCCAGGAAAGACCUACGAAGUGCACAUUGAUGCGGAGAUUCAUGUGACUUCUGUAACGGAAAUCAGAUUCCGGUGGAACAACCACAUCUUCAACCCCAUGAAGCCAAAAUAUGGGGUGUCAAAGGUGGAGCUGUUGAGAACAAAAGACAAGAAAGUCACUCACUUCUGUGGAACCGAAAAUGUCGCCGAGAAUGCCAUUCAGUCUGUGCUUCCAUGCCAAGCUUAAGCGGCCUUUCAAUAAAUACCUUCCAUUGA